Mya arenaria is the source of this 2304-nucleotide messenger RNA. Its product is annotated as BTB/POZ domain-containing protein 6-B-like. Gene Ontology annotation, molecular function: protein binding. Gene Ontology annotation, biological process: neurogenesis. Lineage: Eukaryota; Metazoa; Mollusca; Bivalvia; Myida; Myidae. Gene Ontology annotation, cellular component: cytosol. The coding region runs from base 199 to 2079 and encodes 626 amino acids. The record is from RefSeq and is a predicted model, not a curated record. The transcript is spliced from 5 exons.
GAACAGUUGUAUUGAUUUAUAUCCAUGUUCAAUCAUAUUCAAUUAAAAGUUUAUUACUAUAUUUGCAAUAGUAUUACCUUUUUGAUAGAAAACAGCAAAUUGAUACACAGAUACAUACGUAUCCCCACUAUUGCAUAAGGGUGAAAUUGGAUUACAGUUACCAAAGAGAUCCCGCCAUGCUAAAUAGUGCCACAACCCAUGUCGCAGGGCCGCCAGAGUUUAUCUGAGCGGAUCAGCCAAAGUCGAGCCUCACAGAUCGAAGGCGGCGCCAAAGAGAACACAAGCCGCCAUUCUUCCAAUCAAACAGUCCUUAAAUUCGUAUCACCAGCUCCGACAGGGCCGUUGGUCCCAAACAGCAGUAUGUCCAACAGAAGUCGCGCGCAAAGUCUGCGGACUCCAAGUGCGGAUCGGGAGCUGCUUCGGACUCUCACCGUCUCACCGAAUCAGGGAAACGCGGAGGCCACUCCGACACCAGAUCCGGAUGUGACCGUUAACUCAGCAUUAAAAAAAUCUCACAGUCGGAGGUCUGGACCGGAAACAGACGCCACUCAGGGAACACCGGUGUCUCACGGAUCGCAGGCGUCACAGAUGCGUCAGUCGUUUAUCACACCCACGUGUUCCGAGACCGGUAGCCCUAACCAAACAUGGCAGGACGGCGAAAGUACGAGAGGGGACUCAAGCCAGUCGGGCACUGAGAGCAGAAGAACUGUUGUCCGUUUGCCGACACCGCCGAAUGACAUCCGAGGGGAUUCUUGGCAGUCGGACAAAAAUGUGCCCGAGGCAAACAACUACAUGCUCAAAUACGAGGUGUGCACAGAUGCCACAUUUCUCGUGGGCGAAGAUAAAGAAGAGAUUCGCGUGCACAAAUACGUGCUUAUUUCUAGGAGCCCGGUUUUAUUCCGCUCCCUUGCAAAACACAUGCUUAACCCGGAUGUCCGGAUUGACGUGCCGGAUAUUAAAGCUGACGCUUUUAGGGAUGUUUUGCAAUACAUGUACACGGACGAAUUUGACAUCCACGCAGAGAACGCGCCUACGAUGCUAUACGCGGCCAGAAAGUUUCAACUGAAGGGCCUCUCCAGCCUUUGCUUUCAGUUCCUCGAUGCCGAGAUGCAUGAUGAGACCGUCUGCAAAAUCAUGGAGCAGGCACACAUCUACAAUGAAAACUCUCUUUAUGAGAAGUGUGUACGAUUUAUUUACAUAAACGCAAACUCCGUAUUGCGAAAACCAUCGUUUUCGGAACUUUGUGCGGAAUGCGUAGAGCGUAUAAUAAAAGCGGACGAUCUGCGUGCGCCGGAGGAAGCGGUGUUUGAAGCGUGCAUGACCUGGGCGAACGCGGAAUGCCGACGGCAGAAGAAACAACCGACGGACGAAGUUCGAAGGAAAGUUUUGGGGAAACUGUUGUACUUGAUUCGAUUCCCGACUAUGGCUGUGACGUAUUUUACCCAGAAGGUGUCGCUUGGCCAGCUUCUCUCCCAUGAUGAGACGCUCUCGAUAUUUCAGUAUUUUCAUGGCGAAGAGCAGCAGCUCCCGAGCCGCUUUAGUCGCCUCGAAAGGAACCAGUUCCCGAGGACGCUCGCCGAAAACACGGAACCGGUUAUGUUGGAUAACAGACGCAGUCCUGCCAUGGCACGCGUCCGCAGAUUUGCGGCGGUUGACGGCCAGUGGAAGCAAAAUGGACCUCCGGACUCCAUCUCAUUUAGCGUUUCUCAGCCUAUCGUUCUUUACGGUAUCGAGGUCUAUGGCGCUGCCUCCGGAAAGGAAACUUACAAGUUGAAAAUAUUAGUGUAUGACGACAUAACUCGUGAAGAAAUUCGUAAAAACGACUCUACCAUAUUCACAAACAACAUGAGAGAUACGUAUGACGUAUUUUUGUCCCGCCCGUUACGCAUUCCGCCCAAGCGCGUGUUUACGGUGGUCGUGUGUCUGCGAGGGCAGCCAACACACAAGGGUGUUGACGGAGAAAAGACGGAAAUCGUUGACGGCGUAACAUUCGAGUUUUCCGAAAGUAACCGGAGCUCGAACGGAACAGGCGUUAACGUCGGCCAAAUACCGGCACUGUUGUUUAACAAGACACAAUAAUAACUUUUAUUUCAAAGCUUUAAUUGGAAAUAUGUAUAACAAGUGGCUAAUGCCGACACCGUAUUAAAGCCGGAUUCUUCAUUUUGACAAUUGUGAUUUUGCAGCAGGAAAAAGUAUAUGCUGCUGAGCCAUAACAAUUCACUGUUCAGACCCAAAUGUUUUUCUGACCCAAUAUGAUCCAAAUUCACACUGGUUCUAAAUAAUUAAAUGCUGAGAAAAAUUCUG